Messenger RNA from Talaromyces amestolkiae, 1053 nucleotides. RefSeq lists its product as uncharacterized. Bases 1 to 1053 code for a protein of 350 amino acids. The record is from RefSeq and is a predicted model, not a curated record. The transcript is spliced from 2 exons. NCBI's taxonomy places the organism in Eukaryota, Fungi, Ascomycota, Eurotiomycetes, Eurotiales, Trichocomaceae. Gene Ontology annotation, molecular function: oxidoreductase activity, acting on NAD(P)H.
AUGAAAGCAAUCGUCUAUAAAGACCCCAACCAAGCGGUGGUGGUAACAGACCGAGAAAUCCCCAAACUGUAUGACCACAACCUUCUCGUCAAAACAGAGACUAUCGCCCUCAACCCCACGGACUGGAAACAUGUUCAAGACGCAAUUGCUAUAGAUGGCUGCAUCCUCGGCGUCGACUUUGCUGGCGUAGUUGAAGAAGUCGGCCCGAACGUCGACAAGCCUUUCCAGAAGGGUGACCGGGUAGCCGGGUUCGUCAACGGUGGCAAUUCAUACAACAUCAAUACAGGCGCCUUUGCGGAGUAUGUUCUCGCCAAGGAGUUUACUUUGUUCAAGAUCCCGGACACUCUAAGCUUUGAGGAGGCUGCCACUUUCGGUUGUGGGGUCUUGACUGUUGGUCAGGGCUUGUACGAGAAAAAUUAUGGACUCGAAUUGGCCAUGCCGAAUGAGCCUACCAAGGCUCCUGAAUAUGUACUCAUUUACGGCGGUAGCACAGCGACAGGGUCGUUGGCGAUCCAAUUUGCAAAGCUAUCAGGAUACAAAGUUAUAAGCACAGCCUCUCCCAAAAACUUCGCCUUCAAUAAAAGCCUGGGCGCCGAAGAAGUCUUUGACUACAAAGACCCCGAGUGCGGCAAAAAGAUCAACGAGUACACCAAAAACAAACUCCGCUUCGCCUGGGACACCAUCGCCAAUCCGGCAGCAGCCCAGAUCUGCGCCGAUGCUCUGACGACAGAACCCGGCGCUCGAUAUGGCGCCAUCAUAGUCGUGAAAUUCCCGCGUGAAGACGUCAAGCAUGAAUACACGCUGGCAUACACGGGUGUCGGUGAAGAUUUUGAGAAGAGAGGACAUAAAUUCCACAAUAAUGAGAGACAUGGCGAGUUUGCAUCAAAGUUCUUUGACAUUACCCGCACGUUUGUUGCGGCGGGAAGAAUCAGGCCGCACCCUGUCAGUGUAAGACCCAAGGGCCUUGCGGGUGCGCUGGAGGGGAUGGAGGUGAUGAGGACUGGCAAUCAUAGUGCUGAGAAGCUUGUUUAUAGAGUUUCCGAGACCCCUUGA